Molecule: messenger RNA, 1386 nt
Organism: Staurois parvus
Lineage: Eukaryota; Metazoa; Chordata; Amphibia; Anura; Ranidae
Source: the annotation of a GenBank genome assembly
GCAGAGGUUGUGGAAGGAUGUCGAUUACCUGUCCUUCGCAAGAAUCAAGACAAUGAAGUGGAGUGGCCAUUGGCAGAAAUCCUGAGUGUUAAAGACCUGUCUGCAAAGAAGCUGUUCUAUGUUCACUACAUUGACUUUAAUAAGCGGCUAGAUGAGUGGGUUACUUAUGACCGUUUAGACUUGAAAAAAAUUCAAUUUCCAAAAAAAGAAGCAAAAACUCCAACAAAGAAUGGACUUUCUGGAUCAAGGCCUAGCUCGCCAGAGAGAGAAGUGAAACGGAAAGUAGAAAUAGUAUCGCCAGCCACUCCAGUUCCACCAGUGGUAGAAAACACUCAGGCCUCAGUCUUUCCGCAGAAUGGGGCAGCACGAAGGCCGAGUGCCCCUGCUGUACCUCCUGGUCGAAAAAGGAAAUCGAAUUGUCUGAGUGCCGAUGAGGACUCCCAGGACAGCUCAGAUGGAAUCCCUUCUGCCCCACGCAUGACGGGAAGCUUGGUGUCUGACCGUAGUCAUGAUGACAUUAUAACUCGCAUGAAGAACAUUGAAUGUAUUGAGCUAGGACGUCACCGCCUCAAGCCUUGGUACUUUUCCCCAUACCCCCAAGAGCUGACUGUGCUACCUGUCCUUUACCUAUGUGAAUUUUGCCUCAAGUAUGUCAAGAGUCUUAAGUGUCUGCAGAGACACCUGACUAAAUGUAACCUGAGACAUCCACCAGGGAAUGAAAUUUACAGGAAAGGGACCAUCUCCUUCUUUGAGAUAGAUGGACGUAAAAAUAAGAGUUAUUCUCAGAAUUUGUGCCUUUUGGCGAAAUGCUUCUUGGACCACAAAACAUUAUAUUAUGACACAGAUCCCUUCCUCUUUUAUAUUAUGACUGAAUAUGACUCAAAAGGCUUCCAUAUUGUUGGCUACUUCUCUAAGGAGAAGGAGUCUACAGAGGACUAUAAUGUGGCUUGUAUACUUACCCUGCCACCUUACCAAAGAAGAGGAUAUGGAAAACUGCUUAUAGAAUUCAGUUAUGAAUUGUCUAAAGUAGAGGGAAAGACAGGCACUCCAGAAAAGCCACUCUCAGAUUUGGGUCUUCUAUCUUACCGUAGCUACUGGUCUCAAACAAUCUUGGAAAUCCUCAUGGAACUGAAGACUGAGACUGGAGAGAGACCACAGAUCACUAUUAAUGAAAUUAGUGAGAUAACCAGUAUAAAGAAGGAAGAUGUUAUAUCUACACUGCAGUACCUAAAUCUCAUCAAUUAUUACAAGGGUCAGUACAUUCUUACACUUUCAGAAGACAUCGUGGAAGGUCACGAAAGAGCUAUGUUGAAGAGGGUUCUCAGGAUAGACUCCAAAUGUCUGCAUUUUACGCCGAAGGACUGGAGCAAAAGAGGGAAGUGGUAG